AUGGCAGGUAUCGAGAAGCAAGCGAGUUACUACGACCGCAACCACAGGCAGUCUCCCGCCCUCAUCCGGGCCAGGCGACCGUAUCUCGUCAAGAAUGCGGUCCUAGGCGCCGGCAUCGCGGCCUUUGCCAUUGGAGUCUGUACGUUCCGCGGCCACCUACAAGAUUUCUCAAGGGAUCGUGCCAUGAAGCUAACAAUCCUCGCCGCAGAUGCUUAUACCAUCCACAUCAUCGGCCAGGACGAGUUCGAGGACGUCAAGGUCCCUGCUGCUCCUGCGCAGCAAGCACAGCAGGCCGCAGCGGCAGCGCAAAAGAAAUAA
Molecule: messenger RNA, 318 nt
Organism: Thyridium curvatum
Lineage: Eukaryota; Fungi; Ascomycota; Sordariomycetes; Thyridiales; Thyridiaceae
Exons: 2
Coding region: 1-318 (105 amino acids)
Biological process (GO): mitochondrial respiratory chain complex IV assembly
Cellular component (GO): mitochondrial inner membrane
Source: RefSeq, a predicted model, not a curated record